AUGUUUGGCAACGAACGGCUAAACGGUAGCAGCAGCAGCAGCAGUAGCAGUAGCAGCAACAGCACCACAAACUGCACGAAAGAACCGCUCAACGAUCAGGACACUGGUUCCGCUUCUUCCACAUCGCCCAACGGGACGACCGCACUCCCAACCGACUCGACGAGACCUUCGUUUGCAUCCGUUUUUACGAUCGAAAGCAUACUCGGGCUGAACCAGGACACGAUCACACAGCACAAAGCGAGCUCCCUAAACGAUAAGCUGCUCUCGCCCGUUCCGCAACGGUUGGACAGUAGUGCGGCCUACGAGCUGGAACACACCAAGCAGAGCCUGUCCAACUAUUUCCGCUGUGCUGGGGCCGGUACGCUACAUCUUCCGACAUCAUCCGAAGCGAACAUGCUGUCGACGAACAUUCUUGGAAUAGCAUAUCCAUCGUCCUGCCAUAGCUAUCUACAACCGGAUCUGUUUGCCGCCCAUCUCCAUCAGCAGGUAGGACUGGUGGCGUGCAACGGCAACUUCCGGCCCCGAUAUCCAUUCCUGAACGCGGACUCGCACAUCAAGCGAAAGCGCCGACACAGGACCAUCUUUACCGAGGAGCAGCUCGAACAGUUGGAGGCCACAUUCGACAAGACGCACUAUCCGGACGUAUUGCUGCGGGAAAAGCUAGCCAUCAAGGUGGACCUAAAGGAGGAGCGUGUCGAGGUAUGGUUCAAGAAUCGGCGCGCCAAAUGGCGAAAGCAGAAGCGCGAGGAGCAGGAGCAGUUCUCCAACUACGAAAUCAAUAACAAAAUUAGAAAACUCAUCAACAUCCCGGUGUCGGCGCAGGAAAAGCUUCGCCAGCUUCAGACCGGCAUCUUUGCCAAGGACAAACAACUGUUGCCGAAAUGUGAUGAGCUGAGCAACAGCAACAGUGACGCAUCGGACGUGGAGGUGGUAUGAU
Messenger RNA from Anopheles maculipalpis, 937 nucleotides. Its product is annotated as homeobox protein goosecoid-like. Gene Ontology annotation, biological process: regulation of transcription by RNA polymerase II. Gene Ontology annotation, molecular function: RNA polymerase II cis-regulatory region sequence-specific DNA binding; DNA-binding transcription factor activity, RNA polymerase II-specific. The transcript has 3 exons. Gene Ontology annotation, cellular component: nucleus. The record is from RefSeq and is a predicted model, not a curated record. Lineage: Eukaryota; Metazoa; Arthropoda; Insecta; Diptera; Culicidae. Bases 1 to 936 code for a protein of 311 amino acids.